UACUAAUGUGCAAAUCAGAAGAAUUUCCAUCAGCCAGCGCAGCUGUAAAGGUGGACUGCUGGAACUGUGUGGCGUGCUUUAUUCUCUCCAUCUCUUUGUGUGGAUCUAUUUACUCUUAAAGCUCGGCUGCAAGAGGUGUCUGCUCAGUGUUUAAAGGACUCUGCAGGACCGUGACUCUGUUCAUUCAUCUUCAGACAAAACAGGAGGACGGGUAGAUGAAUCAAGGGAAAACAUACAUUUAAGCAACGCCUUAUUUUUUUUUUCUUAUUUAAAUGGACUUCAUGUCUCUAAAUCCAGUGAUUGCAGUUUUGUUUGACCCCAACUAAGAGAGGUGAAGCAACAAUGUAGUCACUGGCUUCUGACUUAUUUUGGACAGGAUUUUCACCUGAUCAGAUAUUCAUCACUCUUUGCAGAAAGGAGGAAUUUCCAGAGGAAUUUCUGAAAGACUUGAGUAUUCGGCUCAAUCUAGAGCAUCCUUCAGACUGAAUUAGUACGCAUCCUUGAAGGAAACUUUGUUACCUUGGUGGAGUUUUUCCCCAUUUGAUUUUCUUCAGAGGAGAAUUUUAUUUGAGAAGAUUUUUAUCAAAACUGUCAUUUAGAAGCCAGGAUGCAGGUAUCCUUAGUGUGCACAGAUCACCGUGGGGGAGUGAGCCGCAACACAGAGGACCGGCUUAACCGCCAGAAUGCCAACAGCCCCAGCACAGGCACCCGCAGCAAGUUCAGGGCAGUGGCGAUGGUUGCUCGCAGUCUUGGGCAGCUCUCAGUUCAGAGCGUGCCCUCCUCCAGCGAGCAAAGCAUCAAGACGGGCAUGAAGUAUAGAAACCUUGGAAAGUCUGGCCUGCGCGUCUCCUGCCUUGGAUUAGGAACAUGGGUGACAUUCGGUGGGCAGAUAACGGAUGAGAUGGCAGAGCAGCUGAUGACUCUGGCCUAUGAAAACGGCAUCAAUCUGUUUGACACAGCGGAGGUCUACGCUGCUGGAAAGGCAGAGGUGGUGCUCGGGAACAUCAUAAAGAAGAAAGGAUGGAGACGCUCCAGUCUGGUGAUAACCACAAAGAUUUUCUGGGGCGGCAAAGCAGAGACUGAAAGAGGUUUAUCUCGAAAACACAUUAUAGAAGGUUUAAAAGCUUCUUUAGAAAGACUGCAGUUAGACUACGUGGAUGUAGUCUUCGCCAAUAGACCCGACCCGAACACACCAAUGGAAGAAACUGUACGAGCUAUGACGCAUGUAAUAAACCAGGGUAUGGCCAUGUACUGGGGAACAUCCCGCUGGAGCCCGAUGGAAAUAAUGGAGGCGUACUCCGUGGCAAGGCAGUUCAACCAGAUUCCUCCUAUAUGUGAGCAGGCAGAGUAUCACAUGUUCCAGAGGGAGAAGGUGGAGGUGCAGCUUCCUGAGCUUUUCCAUAAGAUAGGUGUUGGGGCCAUGACAUGGUCUCCGCUGGCUUGCGGGAUCAUCUCAGGGAAAUACGACGGCAGGGUGCCUCCCUACUCUCGGGCGUCUCUGAAGGGCUACCAGUGGUUGAAGGACAAGAUCUUGAGCGAGGAGGGCCGGCGUCAGCAGGCGAAGUUGAAAGAGCUGCAGGCAAUCGCGGAGCGGCUGGGCUGCACACUGCCCCAACUCGCCAUCGCGUGGUGCCUACGAAACGAGGGGGUGAGCUCUGUCCUUUUAGGGGCAUCAAACACGGACCAGCUGAUGGAGAACAUAGGAGCGAUCCAGGUCCUACCAAAGCUGUCAUCAUCGAUCACCCACGAGGUGGACAGCAUCCUGGGGAACAAGCCGUACAGUAAAAAGGACUAUCGCUCCUAACGGGUGCAAUGGCCCCGCCCGGUAGGGCUGCACCCGGCCUGCAGCUGCAGCGCCCCACAUUUGCCUGAUCCUCUGUUUGCUUGAGCUUUUACUGAGUGAGACCCUGGCGCAUGAGUCUGGCCUCACCAAGGCCACGCAGGGCACCUCAUUUAGAGUUACAGAGAUAACAAAAAGGGGGAAUAAAUCGAGUCACCUCCGCAGGACGGGACGGUAUAUAAACUGAACAGUAAGAGAGGUUAGGGAUAUGCGCUCAUAAGUAAAUCAGUUAUACAUCUUAUUCAGCUGAAAGUACUUUAAAAAUCAUAGAGAAAAUUUAGGAAAAAACAUCUUUUUAAAAAAAAAAAAAAAAAAAAAGCACAUGCUUGCUUGGCAGCCAGACCUUUUUUUUUCAUAAACAUUUUUCUAAAACUGAAUGCAACUAAAAAAAAAAUAAAAAAUCUAUAUAUAAAGUUCAUACUGUAGGAAUAUGAGAACUGCUGUUGCACAUGUACCAUAGACAUGCAUUUGUUCCUGAGACGUUCUGUUUACAAACACUUGUGUAAAAGUCCGUCAAAGUUUCUCUGUAAGAACGUUUGUGUUGUUGACGUCAGCGGGCCCCUCGAGGGCCUCUAUCAGCACUUUAGUACUGUCAGUAAAGGUGUUUGGGGGAGGGGGGGUAGUUCUAAAGAAGAGAGAACAUGAAUAUAAACAUAGUCUUAUGUCGUAACCAUUGCACUAUAGAUUCACGUCGCUUCUCGUCCUCCCUGUGUUCCCGCUGACAGUACGCUUGUCCAGCCUGACGUACCGAUGCUCCUGGUGGCCAGCAGGAGCAGCACUCGUCUGCAUCACUGUGUUCCCCACCCUGCCGUUUUAAAGGCCGCACAGGAGGCGAUGGCGUCUCACCUCUCCUUGAUCGAGUUCUGUUCCAGUAUUUGCCUUAUUUACAGUUGCAUCGUACUGUGCUUUGGGCUUCAGCGUAGGCAGGCAGCCCUCCUCCUUGGCUGGUCCCAGCUGAGGCUUCACUGUUGGGAGUGGGAGGAAGGAGGCACGUGUCCAGUUAAUCAGUGGGCUGCAGCAGCUCAGGGAAACGGAGAGGGUGGUUUCAUGUGGGCGUCAGUGUUUGGUAGGUUUAUUUCGUUUGUUUUUGUUUUUAGCAUGGCUCGAGCCAAAGAUCUUUGUCUCUUUUUAGCUGACACACUUUUACUUCCUGCAACAAUACGGGGUCAUCCUUAAGCAUGUGUUGUCCAGCUUGGUAUAUCUAUUUAUGGGAUGGACUCUAUUUCAUAUAUCUUUACCUGACCAGACUCUUAUAGUGGUUAGCAAAAAUAUGUCCUUCAUAUACAGAACGCGCAAGUAGUGCGGCCAAAUGCUUUUAGUGCGGUAAGAUUCGGCCUAAGCAGCAGAAAACCCGGCAGACCUGGUGCUGAUGGCAUCAGUGUUUGUCCUUUGGGGGGGUCUCUUACUGUGACUGAAGCACAAGCUGAUCGCAUGUGACACAUCAGCCGAUGGGGUGAGCAGGAUGAUGCUUCUCAGCUUUAAAAAAAGUUGUGUACAUAAAUCUUUACAGCUCAUAUAUCUCACUCUUAUUUGAAGAAAGCUAAGAGAAAGAAAAAAAAAACACAAGUGCAGAUAAAGAAAAAAAAACUUUCAGUGUUAAUCAGAGAUGUAAGCACUUCUCAACAACUGAAGAGAUAAUCAGAGGGGAUAUGUUACGUUUUUCUUUGAGAUAAACCACUUUAGUGUGUGUGUGUAGACAUGGAGAUGGGAUAAAUAAACGAAUCCUGCUCUUUAGCCUGCUGUAAUAACAUCCAUGUUUAAGUCAUAUUUGCAUCAUUUGUUUUUGAGUAAAUAAAACAGAUGAAGGCCAAAAUAGGUUUCACUCUGGAAAAAUGAAAAAGUUAAUUUAUCUGUGAAGUUCCUGUCCUGGUAUUUUCAUAUGCAGGAAGCAAAAAAGAAGUCUGAGACUUUGAAAAGGAAGUGGUGACAUUUUAGG
Messenger RNA from Cyprinodon variegatus (sheepshead minnow), 3776 nucleotides. RefSeq names its product voltage-gated potassium channel subunit beta-2 (gene kcnab2a). NCBI's taxonomy places the organism in Eukaryota, Metazoa, Chordata, Actinopteri, Cyprinodontiformes, Cyprinodontidae. The record is from RefSeq and is a predicted model, not a curated record. Gene Ontology annotation, biological process: potassium ion transport; regulation of action potential; transmembrane transport. The transcript has 14 exons. The coding region runs from base 608 to 1804 and encodes 398 amino acids. Gene Ontology annotation, molecular function: voltage-gated potassium channel activity; transmembrane transporter binding; potassium channel regulator activity. Gene Ontology annotation, cellular component: juxtaparanode region of axon; cytoplasm; extrinsic component of cytoplasmic side of plasma membrane.